ACUCGUAAAUCGUGUAUGAUGGUUGAAUUGAUGACAAAAGUUAGCAAAAUUGAUGUGUUUUUUUACAUCCUUUAAGUGACAUUUAACGAAGUGUUGCUAUCGUAAUCAACAUCUCGUGGCAAGUACGAGUUUUUAUAAAAUGUUGUUUUGAUUUGUUGCAGAUAUAUUUUUCUUUCAUCCGUUUAUAUGUGAUACACUUCAAUUACUUCCUUGUAUUAAGAAGUAUGAUAAUUUAUGAAUUUUACACAUUUUACUCCUGCGUAGGUUUAUUGAGUGCGAUGAUAUCCAGUCCGUAGGUACAGACAGUCAUUCAGACACACCAUCUUCACCUGUUUAGUUGACUUAUUACGGAAUUUUAAAUACUACUGGGAUAUGUAACAUUAUAUCGAUAUGAUUUUGUGUGCAUACACGAUAAACUAUGUCUUCUUUCGAUUUGGAAGAUCUUUUAAGUCUUGUGAAGAAUACCUCAAUGUUUGAGAAUGUGACGUUUGAUAUACCUAAAGCUUCAGUGCCACGAUACAUAGAUACACUACAACAGAUUUCACCCGAGAUUUUAUUAGUCGACAGGAUUAUCUCCCCUGUUUGGUAUAUCAUAGGCUUUAUUGGGAAUCCACUCUCGGCUGCUAUAUGGUUCGGAAAAGGUAACCGAAAAAAUUCGUCUGCUGUUUAUCAAGGAAUAUUAGCAAUCGUAAAUAUAUACUUCCUAAUUGUUCAUUUUAUAAUGGAGCUUAAUUAUGCCUGGGGCAUACAGUUAUACGCCAGUGAUGGUGCAUGUGAAACGUUCAGUGUUUUCCUUAUGAUACCGCAGUAUCUGUCACCGAUGUUGGUUUUAGCUUUUACAAUAGAACGAUAUAUUGCUGUAUGUCAUCCAUUUCAGAAGAAAAAAUUCUGUACUGUAAAAAGAGCUCUUAUGGUAUCAACUGGUAUGUUUAUCAUAGCAGCUGGAUUAUCGUCAGUCCAGGCCUAUCUUUGGGACUAUGAUGACAAAAUUAAACUGUGCGCCUUCCUUAGCUUCGGAGACCGAAACUUUGAGAAGAUAUGGACGCUUAUUACUGAGAUUUUACAUUUCUUAUUAAUACCUUUAUGUGUACUUAUUUUUAACAUACUUGUUAUUGUUGAAAUACGUAAAAUAGAUGCCCGGGAUACCACAAGACGUUAUUCUGGGCACAGUGGAAGUGCAACAACAACAUCAACAGUGACAUUGUUAUCAGUGUCGUUUUAUUUCAUAUGUACGUUACUUCCGGCCUCCAUUGUUUAUGCAAUGCAAUCUUUAUUACCUCAUGGUAAUCAAAUGUCAGUUGAAAAGAUGGUGUUGGAUCCGACAUGGAGGAAAUAUUUCCAGUAUUUAAUGAUUAGAAAAGUGGUAGAGGAGAUUUGUCUUUCAAAUCAAGCUUGUUAUUUUUUUAUUUAUUAUUUAACUGGGAGUUUAUUCAGGAAACGUGUUCAUAGUAUGUGCUGUAUAAGCCCAUGUUGCCGAAAAAAGUCAAAGGCUGAACUUUCAAAUGAAUACGCAUUUGCUAUGUAUUCACCUGUAGCUUCAAAAGAUCUCAAUGCCAAUAGUCAAGAGGAAACAAUGAUAUCGAUGUAAACAUUUGUAUUCUCAGAAGUUCAUCACAUUUCAUGUGCCAUAUUCCCUGCUUGAAGCAGAUCGUUCAUUUAUAAACUAUUCUCGUGGGAGUCGUAAUGCGAUAGGAAGAAAGUACGCGGUUUAUUGUCUCUCAGGACCUACUGGGAGGACACACAUGUUGUUUCUAAUUAUUUUCUUCGUCUGUUUAUUAACUGCGAAGUAUGUUGCUAUUUCCGAUAUUUGUCGGAUUAUACACGAGAAAAAAAGCAAUAAUUGUGUUCUUGCUGUGAAUGACAUAUAUCAACUAAAAAUAUAACUUCAGGCUAAAUGUAUUUCAGCGUUAAAUUUUACUACCCAGAAAAGAUAAAAUAAUACAUUUUCAUAG
Molecule: messenger RNA, 1952 nt
Organism: Mytilus trossulus (common blue mussel)
Lineage: Eukaryota; Metazoa; Mollusca; Bivalvia; Mytilida; Mytilidae
Product: G-protein coupled receptor 183-like
Exons: 2
Coding region: 419-1588 (389 amino acids)
Biological process (GO): G protein-coupled receptor signaling pathway
Cellular component (GO): plasma membrane
Molecular function (GO): G protein-coupled receptor activity
Source: RefSeq, a predicted model, not a curated record